AAACACGGAACAUAAUAUGAUGAAAUCACAGAAGUGAAAUGUCCUAAUUUUCCAUCAGAAAUGAAACGAAAUUGUAAAUACCUAUUACAACAAUAUGAGCGUAGAAGACAAGGGGAUUACCCGAUUUCUUGAUUUUCAGUAGUUUGAUGGAAAUGCGUUGUGUUGAAGAGUCGUGUCAUAUAUUUAAUCAUAAUAAUGUUGGUUAUCCAUUUAUUUAAUAGUGAAGAAAGAACGCAGAAAUACGAACACUGAUUGAAUGCGAUGGAAUUUAAUAAAUACGUCAUAAAAGGUAAAUAUUCCGAAACAACGUAUUGGUCAAAAUCGGAACUUAUAGAUGAUAAAAAUUGUGAACUUCUUGGCUUUCGAGAUUGUUUACCUGUACUUUGUGGAAAUAUGAAUGAAAGUAAGAAUUCCUCCGGUAUUAAAAAGACUCUGAAAAUUGAAGUAAACUCAGAUACAGGAGAGAAAUAUAUAAAUUUGAAUGGAAAGAAAAUAAAAAUAAUACCAGAGUCAGAACUUCCAAACAAAUUACCUAAGAACGCUCAAGUUCGAAAGAUAGCAUCACUUAAUUCUAUCACAGAAAAGCCACCUAUUAAAGUAAAAGUUUUGAAGGCAGUUCCACUAAAAAACUCCACUGCACAGUACGUAAGCAAUGGUAACACCUCUAGUAAUGAAGGUAAACAAAUGAUAGAGAUAUCUAAAAUAAACCUCUUAUCACAGAAAACAUUGAUAAGGGAAAGUGCGUCCACAAAUGUGAAAACCCUUAGUGGUAAUGUGACGAUCAAAGCAAACACAGCUGAUCAAAAUUCAGAUAUGUUAAAAAGUGUCAGAAAACCAGUUAUAAAUACUUUCAAAAUUGAUUCAAAGAAUAAAUCAAGUGGAAGUGGCCAAAAUGUAAUAGCUUUAGACUUGACAAAGUAUUCAUUGAACCAAGGUCGAAAAAUCGAGAGUUCUACACAGACUGAUAAGAAUAUUGUGGAUGCUUGUGUUCAAACAGAUGAUGAGAUACUAUUCACUGAUUUUGAUAUACUUGAAAUAAUGAAGGAUCUACCAUAUUUGGAACCAAUUCCAAAAGCUCAUGAUAAUUUAGAUAACACACUUAUAUCAUCAAAAAAUUUACAUGAAUCAAAUGGCCAAUCUCACGAUUCAAAUAAUGUUAACAAUUUGAGAGCAAAGAACUUUUUUAAUGAAUUGAGGACAGCUCUACAGCCAGAUGAUAGAGGAAACAUGCCCAUUCAUUUGGGUGUGUUGAGGAACGAUCUAACUGUGGUGAAGAGAAGUUGGUUUAUUUUGAAAAUCUUGAACCAAUCUGUGGACCUCCCUAAUAGUAAUGAUUAUACCGCCUUACAACUUGCCAUCAUGAACGAUUCAUCCGAAGAUAUAAUUGCAUUUUUAUUGUCAAAACAAGCAAGUUUGAGUGUUACCGAUAGUGAAGGUAAUAAUGUUCUGCAUCUGGCCAUAGAGUAUCAAAGAACAGACGCACUGAAAACUUUAUUGGAUCAUGCAUAUAAGGUUAAAUUCAAUUUGGAUCAGCACAAUCAUGAAGGAUUAACUUCACUGAUGAUUUGCUGUUUGAAUGGCCAAGAUCAAUGUGCAAAAUUGCUUUUGGAAUACAAAGCCGAUAUAAAUGUUAGGGAUCAAAUAUCUGGCCGGACAGCCCUGUUUCAUGCAGCUGAAUGCCACGAUUCGGAAAUGGUUCAGCUUUUGCUGCGACAUCAUGCCGACACAAAAUUGAAAAACUUUUUCGGAACAAGUCCCCACGAUGCGAUGUAUGAAAUUGAUGACAUUCCUGAUCAAAUAAAAUCGAUGAUACUGAGUAAAAACAACAAGAGGAAAGUUUUCGACGACCCCCGACCUUUGAAAAUACGAAAAGAAGAAACCAUCAAUUCGAAAACCAACUUGAGGACCUACGCCAAAUUGCAGAAAAUUGGGCAAACGGAAUUAGGCAAAAAAUUACUCACUUCGGUGAAGUAAGUUUUUUGAAUUAAUUUUCGCUUGGCCUUUAGACUUUCUAUCGUAAACUCUGCUUUUCGGGUAGCGCCCAGACAUUGAUAUUCAGCAGAAUAACUGUCCAUUUGAGAUAAACGUCCCAAGAAGGGGAACAGAUGGCAGUGAGCGAAAAAAUAAAUCAAUUAUUCUGUAAUACUCUGUUCUGGGUGCAGGCAAAAUGAAUUUUUGUACAUAAUAAUCUGGUUACAGUUAAUAACAGAAGGCUAUUCGGUAUCUAUCGAGCUUUCGGCAAUGUACAAGGGUGAUUCAAUAUUAUUCUAACGUUGGAGACCAUUUCGUACUUACUAUCGUGAAAAUGAAUGAAAAAAAUUGAAUUUAUAUGAAAACAAGUGAACAUAAAUGGUCUCUAAUGUUAGAAUUAAAUUAAAUCACCCACAGAGUUGUCCUGAAGAGGACAUAUGAGAGAACUGACCAAUACUUGAUGGAAAUCCAUCACAACAUAUUCAAAAAACACACGUCAAUGUGAGACACGUGUUUUUUGUUAUACGAUAGAAACUUUGCUAUCGUCCAACCCAUGUUAGGAAUCACA
Molecule: messenger RNA, 2539 nt
Organism: Leptinotarsa decemlineata (Colorado potato beetle)
Lineage: Eukaryota; Metazoa; Arthropoda; Insecta; Coleoptera; Chrysomelidae
Biological process (GO): cellular response to tumor necrosis factor
Cellular component (GO): cytosol
Molecular function (GO): NF-kappaB binding
Source: RefSeq, a predicted model, not a curated record